Molecule: messenger RNA, 13981 nt
Organism: Uranotaenia lowii
Lineage: Eukaryota; Metazoa; Arthropoda; Insecta; Diptera; Culicidae
Product: sodium channel protein 60E-like
Exons: 33
Coding region: 4848-13688 (2946 amino acids)
Biological process (GO): neuronal action potential; sodium ion transmembrane transport; membrane depolarization during action potential
Cellular component (GO): plasma membrane; voltage-gated sodium channel complex
Molecular function (GO): voltage-gated sodium channel activity
Source: RefSeq, a predicted model, not a curated record
AGGACUGGACACGUAUUUCGACGACGGCGAGGCUCUGCAGAAGAUUUUUCAAGCAGUAGCAGCAGAUCCAGCAAUAGCAGUUAAUGUAGAAUAUUCUGUGUGUAACCGAGCGCGGGUGUUUGUGUUUGUGCAUCCAGGUGAAGGAGCCCCUGAGCUGUUCCGCUGCGUGAAACGACCCGGGGCGGCCUGUUGUUGGGGGUCUCGAGGCAGCCUUCGGGGGUGGCGUAGGUGGUGCGGCAAACGGCGAGGAGACCGACGACCCGUAUGAAAAAUUAUGUGGCGCUGCUACUUCGAACAUGUGUAUAGAUAUACCUACGGCAUUAUAGAGUGUUCGCAAAGCACAGGGAAUGCCAGUGAAAAACUGCAGUACAGAAAUUUGUAUACUUCGGAGGAUUAAAUGGUGACGGAUUAAGGGUACAGUUAAUCACCGUGGGAAUUUGUUCUCUGCAUUCUGGAGAGUGUAACGUCCGAAAGGUCGCAGGAUCAAUUUCGGGAGGUGAUUAAAAUUCGUUCGAACAACAGCAGCAGCGAGUGAGUGAGCUGGAAACAUUGGACCAUAACCGAGUGAGAAAUUUGCGAUUGUGACACAAUUGGCGCCUGACGUUGGGCAACAGGAAAAAAAACGCCAACGGAUCGAAGAGUUGGUCCACUUCGUAUUUUGCAACUCAAGCUUCUUGAAAUUAAGCAAAAAAUAUACCAGUUGAUCUCGAUUGUUGUCGUUGCCUUCGGAAAAACGGGGUUUUCCCAGAAGCAUAAAUGUGAAGAAGAGCAACAGAAUUUAUCAGGACAUGAGAAAUUGGGUUCCACAAAAUUGUAAAAUACAUAUUGUGAAGUGCUAAGCCCGAAUACAACGGGAAAAUAAAAAUGUGAGAGUGCUGCACGGAGAGGGAGAGCAUGGAUUCGAAACCGGGUAGAGUUGGAAGUGAGAACUAGCAGCAACAUGUUUAACCCAUUUUAACGAGGAUUUUGCUACAGAAGGCGAAAGCAACAGAGCCAAGAAGCGAACAACGGAUACAAUCCACACGUCGGAAUCCUUCGUUCGUCGGUGGACGGCGACCGAGAAGAAUGGCCACGAUCUCAUAGUUUUCAGUGUGAGUGCGCGCUAACUUUCUGUGGUUUGGGAAGAGGUGGUCCAGCGACAAAAACAGAAAAAAACUAAAUCCACUCUACUUUGAUUAACUAACCGAACAUGAAGGAAACCUCUAGCUCCCUCAAAGGACGAAGUCCGAGAGAAACAGGAAAGUUUUCUGUGUUUUAUUCUCCGCAUGUCGUAAAAUAUUAAAAGCGUGAAUGUGUUAAAAAAGAAGAAAAAAACACCACGCGGCUCCAUCUAGUGGUGGUUUUUUUUCUCACUGCCCCAAACUAUAUUCGCUGAACUUGCGACAGAAAGCAAAAGCUUAGAAGCAAAAAAAAAUUAAAGCGCGAAAACACGCUCUAUUCCUGUAAAAAAGUCUAAUUGAAUCAUAAAUGUAAUUAAGCUUCCGAGUUGCAGGAACGCAGAAAAAUGAAUACAAAACAAUCCUGCUGCGGGAGUGUUCUUCAAACAUACAUAAAGAAGACGUUGUUGAUGGGUUGAUGGACCCAAUUAUAGGUUCAGUUUCUGCGCCACGUGGAAUUCUUUGGAAGAAAACACCCACGCUGACACUUUAUUACGGCGUUAUCCAUUACAAUAGGCAACAGUGCAAGUGACUGUGAAAUUUAAAUCUCAUUAAACAGUUUAACUGCUGGGGUGGUUGACAGCCGAACUUUGCCCGACCUGGUGAAACAUUCAUUCGAGUGACGACUUAAUGUGCAUGGGACUUGUUCUGAUAUGGGCUUGUCGUGUUGAUAAGCAUCCAGCUCGGCUUAUGGUGGUGGUUUAUCGUGCACGCUGGAUGGCUCAAUUUGUUGUGUCGAUUUAAAAGAUUCAAAUAUACUCUACACCUGAGGUGGAUGUGACGCGACACGCGGUGCCAAGUGAAUGUUGAAGAAGGUCGGCGUUUGUGAAUUUUGGUGGAGGCGUGGAGAAAAAGUUGGAAUGUUGGUUGCUCCGGCAGUUUAUGUGGAGCAAUUCUGAAUAGAAGUUGGUUGGGGGUCCUGAAGUGACUUGGCAGAAUUUGCUCUCGGUGCUCUGGGCAGGUGGAUGUGAGUGUGGGUGGGUGGCCACCGGAAACGGAUCGGAAGCGUGACAACGAUGAUAAAUUAUGCAGGAGACGGCAAUCGAAUCGGUGUAAUGUGCCGUCACUCGUCGGGCCCUGUUGAACAGGAUAAUUGUGGAGCCAGCCAGGGCGAUUCGGGCAAUGCCAAGGAUGGCUGCAGCGGCAUCUGACAAGACCUAGCCCUCACCGGAAUCGCUCGAUUGGAGUUGGCCAGAGGAGUUUUUGUGCUCGGUAAAAAGUGUGACAGAGACCGAUGCUGUAAAUAACAACGAAAGUUCACAGCCUCUAUAAAUCUUUGAUGUUUGUGUUCGUGUUUUGUGAGGAAAAUCGACAGCCAAUUGAUUCAGAUGUAAUCGAAACACUUCAAAUCGUUACCAAUAAUCUUAACCUGUAGUUCAAGUUUCAUAUGCACGAGUGCGUUGUACAGCUCACACUGUAAAUAGUUAAUCCAGCAGCAAGCAGUUUUUUCUAAAAUUUCUAAAUUAUUAAAACCAAUACAAGCAGCAAAGAAAAAAGUUGUACCACAUUUUAUCCGAAUGUUGUAGAGUGUAUAGUUUAUGAAUCUAACCAACAACGUUACUAGCUAGUAGAUGUUUGCGUAAAAUUCUCUAAAAUUUGCUACUUCAGCAGUUGUAAUUCAACUUAGUGCGCAAAAGUGUUAAGCAUUUAUCACCCUGCAAAAGAGUAAUAAUCAAAUAAGCCAAAGUAGUUCAUUGUGCAGUGCAAAUUAUGUAACCCAAACCAGAAAGAAAAUAAAAAGAAAUUAAUUAUCAUAAUCGCUGUUACUCGGCCCCGAAAAAAAAUAGAGUCGAAUCCAACCCUCAAAAAAUAAAGAAAAAAAAAUCCAACUCGGAAUAGUCCAGUGAAUUCCAUAAUUGCAGAAGAAAAGUGAGAAAAAGCUAAUACCGUGUGAAACCCCCCUUCGUUUUUAUGAGAGCGAGAAAAAAUAUCGUAGGAAGAGUGCGAAGGUUGAUUUUGUGCUUUCAUGCUAUCGGAGUAUUUCAUGCGAGUGAUACCUCCUCAAAGUACCGCAUAAUAACAACGACUAGUAGCUGCUAGUUAGUGGAUCUGGCACACAACCAUACACAAAAGUGUCGACGAAAAGCAAACAAAAGUAUAAAACUACAAUCAUCAUCAUUCUGGAAACAAUAAUAACCGUAGCCAUUAAGUAAAAUAAAUAAAACACACACUCUCUCUAACUUCGUGCUUCAGCAUUCUUUCGGAUCCCGAACCCAUUCUUCUCACCAAUUCUGUGGCACCUCGUGAAAAUAAAUUCGAGAAAAAAAGUUAAAUCAAAACGCUACGAUUCAAACUUAAAUAACAACAAAUUAUUCAACUCGUGAAUAGAAAAGGAAAAUUGUCAUUCCCUCACCCCUUGGGGCUUAAAGAAGAAAAAAUAACCAGUGUAAAACCCCCUGUUUGUCCCCAGUGCAAAAGUAAACAGUGCACAUCCUGUGAGUUGCAAAUCAAACAACAAAGGCUGCUUCGAUUGAAGUCGGGGAAAAGUGUCACAACUGGUGUAGUGUGGCACAAGAGCAAAACCAACAACGACCGGAUACACCAUCAACUGAAAAAGCUCAUCCUCUCACCCCUUAGACGUGAGGGAUUAACAACCCCUUGCACCCUUGGAAGUGAAAAUAAACAAAAACAACAACAACGCCGUGGCAUUUGAUGUUGUUUUGAAAAUUUGGAACGUGUUAAGCCCUCGGCCAGAAAACGCAGCCCGACCCAAUUGUGCGCGGCUGCUCCGAGUGCAUCCACGAAUAGUGUUCCUGUUGAUGUUGUUGUGUGCAACUAGUUAGUUUGUUUCGGUCCCAGUUGUGGUGUGAAUGAUCCAGUUUGUUCCCAAACAAAAACAACCUCUCUAUACUUGGUCGGUGGUAAGCACCCCGAAGCGUUCUCCAAACAAACCUCUCUAAAGCUUCCCUUUCCCUUAUUCUCUCAAUCCCGAUAGAAGGAAAGGGUGCAGCCAGAUCGAUCCACGUAUUCCCUCAAACAGAACCAAUACAUCGACACACGACACGAAAUAUUGUUUGAAGAAUAGAAGAAUAAAAAACGAAUACUAAAUAGGAUAAAAUUACUACAACCGACAACGACGGCGUAGACCGCAAUUACAUCGGAGUACCCCCCUCCGAUGAUGUGAAGAGAAUAGGAGGGUAGUAACUCUCUCUUCCUCCAAACAACCAAGCAUAGUUACCCCCGUACGCCAAUCGGUCAUUACAAUGUGGUGAAAUAGUUUCAGUGACACAUAGUAAGCGCUGGAAAAAGAAUCACCGUGACUCGUCACGGAAUUUACGUGUUUUUUCUCCUACUUUCUACCUUGUGCUUUUGUCCCAGUGUUGCCCUUCCCAAAGGGAAAAAAGAAAUAACCUUAUCAAUAACUAAGCAAAUUUGAAAUAAUUCAUCAGUGUGGACGAAAACUUAAAAAUGAUUCCAGAACCUGUUUUGAAAGCUCAAGGGCUGAAGCUGCCUCCCUUUGACGAGGAAAUAGUUGAAGAAUAACCUGUGUGUUGUAACCACCUCGAAAAGGAAGUCAGCACACACAUUCCCUUCGAAAGCAAUACAUCGCAACUCCCCCCCUCUCCAUCAUCCAAUAUCGAAUCCCGCGGAGCCAAUCCGACGACAACGGCUUUCAAAACGGCUGCGACUACGAUAAGAACGAUUGCGACCAACAACCCGGAUCCGAUCACGACCAUCGACGGACACAACAUGACCGAUGCAACGACACCGACCGAUGGGACAGGUUCAGCAAAGCAUCAGGUCGUUGCGUACACGGAAAAGUCCCAGGAUAAGCACGAAUCGCGGCACAUCCAGCUGGUCCGGGAGUAUGGCUUCCAUCCGCGCUCCAAGGUGCAGGUCGAGGAUGGGGCCGUGCUGCCCCGGAAGUUCGAACCAUUUCCGGACGACAUGUACGGGCGGCCGCUGGAGGAAAUCGACAACUUCAUCUACGAGGAGACCUUCUGUGUGGUAUCGAAGCGAUUUCGCAAGAACUACAUCCACCGGUUCACCGGAACCAAGAGUCUGUUCUGCUUCACUCCGUGGAGCCCAACCCGACGUGCCUGCGUGUAUCUGGCGACGAAUCAGUUCUUCGACUACUUCGUCAUGGCCACCAUCCUGUUCAACUGCAUCUUCCUGGCGAUGUCCGAAACGAUCGAAGAGGCGGAAUAUAUAUUUUUGGCAAUUUACACCGCGGAGAUGAUAAUCAAAAUUAUAGCUAAGGGGUUUAUCCUGAACAAGUACACGUAUUUGCGCAAUCCAUGGAAUUGGCUUGAUUUCGUGGUCAUCACCAGCGGGUACGCGACGCUCGGCAUGGACGUCGGCAAUCUGGCCGGGUUGCGGACCUUCCGGGUGCUACGAGCCCUCAAAACGGUCUCAAUAAUGCCCGGGUUGAAAACUAUCAUCAAUGCGUUGUUGCACUCGUUCAAACAACUGGCCGAGGUCAUGACGCUGACCAUCUUCUGUCUGAUGGUGUUCGCUCUUUUUGCACUUCAGGUGUACAUGGGCGAGCUGCGGAACAAAUGUGUCAAAAAUGUUCCAGAAGGCUGGAACUUUACCCACGAGGAAUGGCGGAUGUGGGUGAACGAUACCGAAAACUGGAUAAUAGACGACGAGGGGCUGCCCAUGAUUUGUGGGAAUCUUACAGGGGCACGGCACUGUCCAUCAGAAUUCACGUGCCUCUGUGUGGGGGAGAAUCCAAAUCACGGUUACACCAACUUUGACAACUUCAUGUGGUCGAUGUUAACAACCUUCCAGCUUAUUACGCUGGACUAUUGGGAGAAUGUAUAUAACAUGGUUCUCGCAGCUUGCGGUCCGAUGAGUGUUUCUUUUUUUACGGUAGUGGUAUUUUUCGGUUCGUUUUAUCUGAUUAAUUUGAUGUUGGCCGUCGUGGCGCUCAGCUACGAAGAGGAAGCGGAAAUCACUCAGGAGGAAAGGCGGAAGGAUCUGAUCGACCACCGGGACGAUUCGACGUUCAGCUUCGAUCCGGCCACACUGAAUGUGAAGCAGCUGAGCAAACAGCAGCGCAAAAAGCUGGACGCCCGGAAAGGAGUCCUGCUGGCCUCUUAUUCCCGGAAGAAAACCCGCCGGAGAAAGGGCGGCAAGGGCAAGGAGUGUGGCGGAUCGAACGGAAACAAUCAUACCAAAAGCAGAUCGGUGACGCCAAGUCCGAGUCCCAGUCCGAGGCACAGCAUCGUGAGGCCACAGGCGCUGGCACUGCAGCGAACCAAGGGCAUCCUGGCCACCGGACCAACCGGACCACCUCUGGUAGUUCAACAGCAGCAGCAACUGCAGCAGCAACAGCAACAACAGCAUCAGAAUCCGAACACGUUGCACCCUUUAGGGGUACACUACCGGGGCCAGCUGUUGCCAUCGAGUCGGCAGGCCAGCUCCAACGCCAGCGAGGGUGGUGUCAAUCGCGAAUCUUCCCUGGACGACUCGGGGGUGGUGGACGACCACGAGGAGCAGGACGUGACGGCCACGGAACUGGUGCAUCCUGGAGCACUGGUAGAGCAACCGCAACCGGUCACUCUGGCGCUCUCGCCGCGGGAGGUUAGGAUAAUAAAAUGUAACGGUAAUUUAGCGAAAGUUAAGAAGCAAAACGUUUAUGCCCUCCACCCGGAAUACUUAUCGCAAAUUGUCGUACUAGACGAUCUUCCUGAUAGAAAUUGUGAUAGAUGUGUUCAGUGUUGUUUCCACUACGAAAAGUGGUUGCAAUUUCAAAAUUGUUUAUAUAAUAUUGUUAAGGAUCCAUUAUUCGAGUUAGGGAUCACACUAUGUAUUGUUUUAAAUACAUUGUUUUUAGCAUUAGAACACCAUGGGAUGAAUGCGAGUGUGCGAGAAGUUUUAGAUGUUGGUAAUAGGGUUUUUACAUCGGUUUUUACACUAGAGUGCACCCUGAAGGUGCUGGCCCUGUCGAAGGAUUUUUUCUUAUGCGGCUGGAACAUUUUUGAUCUGAUUAUCGUUUCAGCCAGUUUGCUCGACUUGUUUUUUGAAUUGAUGCAGGGUCUCACCGUGUUGCGAGGGUUAAGAUUGUUACGGGUACUGAAACUAGCACAAUCAUGGACCACAAUGAAGGUCCUGCUAAGUAUUAUCAUAUCGACAAUAGGUGCUUUAGGUAAUCUGACGUUCGUGUUGGUGAUUGUUAUCUAUAUUUUUGCUGUUAUCGGAAUGCAGUUGUUUUCCAAGGAUUACACGCCGGAAAAGUUCGCACCGGACCCAGUCCCAAGGUGGAACUUCAACGAUUUUUUUCAUUCGUUUAUGAUGAUUUUUCGCAUUUUAUGCGGAGAAUGGAUCGAGCCACUGUGGGACUGCAUGCGAGCAGAAGAAGAGCAAGGAGCUUCUUCGUGUUUCGCCAUUUUUCUGCCGGCGCUAGUGAUGGGAAACUUUAUGGUUCUCAACUUGUUCUUGGCCUUGUUACUCAAUAGUUUUAAUUCGGAGGAGUUGAAGUCGAAAAAGGAGGAAGUCGGUGAGGAUUCCAAGCUGGCGCGCAGUUUCGAACGAAUACGGUCAAUUGUGCGCAAAAAGCGGAACGCCUACAAAGAGAAGAGCGACAAUGAAAACAAUAGUCGGUUGGAGCGGCUGGUGAACGAAAUCGUCAUCAAGCAGCGAGAGGAAAAGAAACUCUACACAACGACGACGAUGAUGGUGCCAAAGGAUGGUGCUACCGUAGUGAUGCCGGCGGUGACGGACUUUCGACCGAUCGGCGAGGGUGCCAUCUACAGCCAGAGCUAUCAGCAAUCGCUAUCGCAACACCGCUUGCCGACGGCUGAGCUUUGCUACGAGAUUCCGCUGAAGGAUCGACCACUGCGGACCAUCUCCGGUAGUCAGGAAACGAUAUCGCAGAUGGACGAUCGGCAGCUACCGGAUGAUAACCAGUCGCCUCCAAUGACGGAGGUGGAGCGAAAGAUACUCCAGCAAAUGUCUUCCGGUUUCGGUACCCAGCAGAGUAAGGACGAACCGACCGAGUCGCUCGAGCUGCGUUCCCUGAACCCCAAUCCGAUCAACUCUUCCGAGAUCGAUCCGAACGACCAGUCGAUCCACAUAUCCGAUUCGCAGCCAUACGACGAAGCGUACCUCCAAUACCAGAAGUCGCUGCUGAAUCGGUCGCCCAGUUAUCGUAAAUCGCUCGACAAAACGUCAUCGCGAACUUCCAGUGCGCAGUCGUUGGCUGUCUCGCUGACCAAGUGCCAUUCACCGCUGGUGCAGGAGGUGCUGAACGCCGGUUCGACCUACCUGCGCAAUAGCAAUAUUUCGCUCAUACAAACAACGCCAACACCGGUACCUAGACGUGAAGAUAAUCAUUUUUUAGUAGCCGAUAGGAAAAGUAGCUUAGACAAGUCGAUAACAGCAUCUCCAUCACAACCGGCUUCCCAGCCGAUCAGCCAACAACGUUCGCCAAGUACCAGCAGUAGCAUGCGCAAGGCGGUGCUGGCCGCCAAUCGUCUUUCCGACCACUCACUCAAUACCCUGUCGAUAGAUCAGGACGAGCUGAUCAACCAGAUGAACCUGAAGGACGAGCUGCUCAACUGCGAGCAAAAGGAGCUGUUUCAGUUUCUCAGCGAUGAUUUUGACAAUAGCAAUAACUACUUCAGCGAUACGGUUGGCUACAGCAGUGCCGUAGUGGAGGCCGAUACGGAGAGUUUGUUGCUGAACAGUACGCACUCUGGUAAGAAAGAGGACAUCAUCUAUUCACCCGAUCGGAAGAUUUCCAAUGGUAGCCUAAAGUCUAAUCUAAGUAGCAUAUCCAAUUCAAUCUUUCAAGCACUAGAAAGUCGACGGGGUGGAAGUAUAUGCAGUUCCAUCGACAAACCGCGGCCAACGAUAGCGGUAGACAAUGGUAGUUUACGAUCGCGAAGGGGCAGCGACGACAAAGAACCUCUAGUAAAAACGUCUGAAUUCGAUGAAAUUAUUCACAGCUUCGAUACGGAGUUAAAAAGUUUAAAAUCGCUGUCGUUGGGCCGAAGUCAAUCCCAGACCGAUCCCAAAGGAUCCCCAGAGCGGGAACGACGAAACUCCGAUACAUGCCCCACAAAAGUGAUUCUCGAUGAGGUGGUUCAUCUUCGAAGGCCUAAAUCGAGCACCGUUUGUAAAUAUAGAGGUAGCAGUAAGGAUAACAAUAACACUCAUGGCAAUAAUACUAGUGAUAACGAUAAUAACGACAGUAAUACGUGUAACAAUAAUCCUAGAAUAAGUACCGGUAACGAUAGUAAUAGCAGUAAUACUGAUAGCAAUACUCAGCGCAGCGAAGCAUCGAAGCGACGCAGCCUAGAGAAACAACGUAACAUUACCGACGAAGAGUUCAACAUGGGACUGGAGAUAAAGAAACUCUGUGAUCAACUGCAAGCUCCAUUUGCAACCGUGCAUCAAGAUCCUUCCCUUUCGCACAGCGCACCACCCUCUCUUAGUCCUCACGCGGGACUCAACAACAUUAACACUCUACCGAUCGUGUUCCGACGAAAAAAUGACUUCCACAGUAGCUUCGACCGGAUCAAGCGACUCAGUUUGAUCGAACGCGUCGAAGAAGGUAACGAAGACGAAAAAGGCACCGUAGUGCAGCAGCAACCGAUCAAAGUAUCCAGUGAGAUUCUUCCUCGGAAACAGCUGUCAAAGGAUUGCCUCGAAACCCUGUCGCUCAAGAGCUGCUACAGUAUGGACCACUGCGAGAAACCAAUCAGCGAGACGAACCGACAAAUCGGCAUUAGCAUCCAAGAGUUUCAACGCAACAUUGCUCAAGAGAAUACUGCCGAAGGACUGAAGCCACCGGGCAAGAAGACCGUCACCUAUGGAGACGCUUCGCGACAAAACAGCUCGGCACAACCGACGCCCAAGCGGACGCCCUAUAAAUCCUACGAAUCCGACGCUCCACUGAAUCUUGCCGGAAAGCCAUGGCAUUGUCUAGUUUCUUACGUAGACGACAUCACCGUCGGUGGUCGUCGCAAUUCGCAAGGAUUCUACGACGAUCCAAUGGCCUUUCCCAGCUUUGGUCGUCGGAAAGCACCGAAAAUACCGCAAGACUGUUUCCCCCAAAAGUGCUACGAAAAAUGCAAAUGCUGGGACGCUUGCCUUAAGACUGAAAUCGGCCAACGAUGGUACCGAUUCCGGCAGUUCAUCCUGCAGUACGUGGACACGCCGGCCUUCGAGUGGUUCGUGCUGGUGUUGAUCUUUGCCUCCAGCAUCACGCUCUGCUUCGAGGAUAUCCACCUGGACAAGAACAAACGGCUGAAGCAGAUCCUCUACUGGACCAACUUUGUCUUCUGUCUGAUAUUCGUCAUCGAAAUGUUGCUCAAGUGGGUCGCCCUCGGGUUUGCCAAAUACUUCUCCAGCUUCUGGACCAUCUUGGACUUUAUCAUCGUAUUCGUGUCGGUUUUCUCGUUGCUGAUCGAGGAGAACGAAAACUUGAAAGUACUACGCUCGCUAAGAACGUUGCGCGCUCUACGGCCUCUGCGAGCGAUAUCCCGAUGGCAGGGCAUGAGAAUAGUAGUGAAUGCAUUGAUGUAUGCGAUUCCGUCGAUCUUCAAUGUACUCCUAGUAUGUCUCGUCUUCUGGCUGAUCUUCUCGAUCAUGGGCGUUCAGUUUUUUGGCGGGAAGUUCUUCAAGUGCGUUGACGAAGAGGGCGAAUUACUACCGAUAGACAUCGUCAACGACAAGUGGCAGUGUUACGCCAUGAACUACAGCUGGAUAAACUCGAAGAUUACUUUCGACCAUGUUGGUAUGGGUUACUUGGCCUUAUUUCAAGUGGCCACCUUCGAAGGUUGGAUGGAAGUGAUGGCCGACGCAGUGGAUGCCCGAGGGGUCGAUCUACAGCCACAACGGGAAGCUAACCUGUACGCGUACGUAUACUUCGUGAUUUUUAUCGUGUGCGGCUCAUUCUUCACUCUAAACCUGUUCAUCGGAGUUAUCAUCGAUAACUUCAAUAUGCUCAAGAAGAAAUACGAGGGUGGAGUUCUGGAGAUGUUUCUCACCGAAUCGCAGAAGCACUACUAUACCGCGAUGAAGAAGCUGGGCCGGAAGAAACCACAGAAGGUGAUCAAACGACCAAUCAACCAGUUCCUAGCCAUGUUCUACGAUCUCUCCAACUCGAGAAGAUUCGAGAUAGCCAUUUUCGUGCUGAUCUUCCUAAACAUGCUGACGAUGGGCAUCGAACACUACAAUCAACCGCAUGCGGUAUUCUUCGUGCUAGAGGUGAGUAAUGCGUUCUUCACCACCGUAUUCGGUUUGGAGGCAAUCGUCAAAAUCGUCGGUCUUCGGUAUCACUAUUUUACGGUACCGUGGAACGUGUUCGACUUCCUGUUGGUGUUGGCUUCCAUCUUCGGCAUUCUGAUGGAGGACAUCAUGAUCGACCUGCCGAUCUCCCCCACGCUGUUACGAGUUGUUCGUGUAUUUCGCAUUGGACGAAUACUGCGAUUGAUUAAGGCUGCCAAAGGUAUACGAAAGUUGUUGUUUGCCUUAGUGGUUUCACUACCUGCACUGUUUAAUAUUGGAGCACUGCUGGCGUUGAUAACGUUCAUCUACGCCAUCAUCGGGAUGUCACUGUUUGGUCAUGUCAAGCAACAGGGCGCGCUAGACGAUAUGGUCAAUUUUGAAACAUUCGGCCGAAGUAUGCAGCUGUUAUUUAGACUGAUGACCUCGGCCGGAUGGAACGAUGUGCUGGAGUCGCUCAUGAUUCAACCACCGGAUUGUAAGCUAGCGGAAGAUUUGGGUAACGGAGACUGUGGUCAUCCGCUACUUGCAAUCACCUACUUUACCAGCUUUAUCAUAAUCAGUUAUAUGAUUGUGAUCAACAUGUACAUUGCUAUUAUCCUCGAGAACUUCAACCAGGCCCAUCAGGAGGAAGAAAUCGGCAUCGUUGAAGACGAUCUGGAGAUGUUCUACAUCCGGUGGUCCAAGUACGAUCCACACGCUCAGCAGUUUAUCCACUUCAACCAGCUGUCGGAUUUUAUCGCCUCACUUGAUCCUCCGCUCGGAAUUCAAAAACCGAACACGAUAGCGCUGGUUUCGUUUAAUCUUCCCAUCUCCAAGGGUAACAAAAUUCAUUGCUUGGAUAUCCUACAUGCCCUGGUCAAGCAUGUGCUCGGGCACGUGGAGGAAACCGACAACUUCAAACAGCUCCAGGAUCAGAUGGAUCUGAAGUUCAAGAAGCAGUUCCCAACCCGUAAGGAGCUGGAAAUCGUUUCCUCGACUCGGAUCUGGAAGCGCCAGGAGAAGGCUGCCAAGACGAUCCAAACCGCUUGGAAAGAGUACCUGAGGAUAAAGAAAGAGCGAGAACGUUCACCGAUGUCCCUAGAGGACGACAAUACUCAAACUUCCAGCCCUGGUGGAUGGCAGAGUAAGCUAUCGGCCCUCAACUUCUUGCACCUGCAAGUUCAUCGCCGGGGAACGGCAACUUCUAGCCGUGCCUCAUCCCGGAAAUCGUCCCGAUGCUCCGAAGGCUCCGAUCUCAGUGAACUUGCCGGACCGUGGCUGAACCUACCACUGAUGUUAGUGUCCGGUACCAGCGAUCAAUCUGUCAAACAGCAAAAUGGUCUGGAUGUGAAGGAUAUGCCCGAGGUGAAGACACCUCGUCGAAGGAGCUUCUACAACUUUCCCUUUUUUCUUGGCCGUCAGGAUGCUGUAGAGGAGUCAAAUAACUCCCCUCAGGCGCAGAAACGGCAGGUACAAACCAACGAAACCGAACUGUGUCGAAGUGGUUCGCUAGAUAAGUCAGCACCAGCUGCAGCAACGGCUUCGGCAACAGCGCCAACGUCUGCGUCGGCAACGGCUUCACCAAUUCCGGCAACGAAAUCCAAACGAGCGACGAGCUUUGUCAAGAAGAAGCCUCCCCUGGAGCGAGGCUUCUCGGCGCAAAGUGCGUUGCGGUUUAACCGAAAUGCUGCUCUUCCUGACGAAAAUCUGUCUGCUUCCUCAGCCGAUGUUAGCAUUUUGGUAACGGAACCAUCACCAGAUGCGCCACCUGGCCUAAAUUUGGGUAAAGUGUCCGGUGAGCCCACCUUGGUACACGUUCUCGUGCACCGGGAGAGCGAAGAGUACCAAUCGGAUGUGGAAGGAGAUAAAGACGAGACCAAAGCGAAAGAACCCCGUGAUCCUACAAAAGCUAGCGAUAUAAAAAUCACUCCCGGAACUGGUAUUGACUAUCAAAUUCUAGGUGGCAGCGACGAGGAACCUCGACCGGUAGUGACAAUCUGUGUCGAAAGUCCUCAAGAGUCGCCGGAAACGCCGGAUAAAGAGCAACUUCUUCCAUCGCAGCCGGACGCCGAUAUGGUGGACCCGGAACCGAUCGACGUUAACCUUCCCCGUGAUACCUCCAACAUAUUCUACGACUACGAGGAACCGAAAGACGCCAAGCCGUCUGCACCGGAAAUUCCUCCUCGAAUACACCCGCUUCCGUUACAGGAUCUAGACAAGAUCGAAUACGACACCCAACAGACGAGUAGUAGUCCCAGUAGUAGCACCACUACCAGUGGACCUAACACUAGUGAUAGCACCACAACAAGCCCGGAAGAUGACCAAAUUCAGCACCAAUGCAUCGAAGACCCUAGAAGAUCGGCCAGCUGACCAACCGAGUCGGACUCGCAGCAACAGCAGGACCUGGAUCUGGCCGGCACUCCACAAAGCCAACCGGAAACUACCAGUUGACAAUCUUCUUUUUCUUUUUGAGUACUUUUUUGUCUGGCCACGCGGAUUUGCGUCCCGGUGGUCAACCGCUGUUGGUUCCGAUUGCGUCAACGUCAACGACUCCGACUGCUAUCAACUUUUACCAAAUGCUAUCAUCGAGAUUUUUUACCUCAUUCUUUUCUACGCUUUUAUAGUCCGUCGUGUGUGCGUUAAAUCGUUUGUCCCAAACUCUA